UUUUCGCCUGUUUAAGUACUUAUGCUAUUUCACAGAGACGGCGCAGCGCACGACAGUUCUGCCAGACGAGAGAAAAAUACGUACUUUUGAAGAGCGCUGGUCAUAUCUGAUCACGCCAAUCCUUGCUCUAGUCCUCCCUAUUUUGUCGUGCUAAACCAAUACCAAAGGACCACUACAGCGAAACAGCACAAAAUGGCGGCCGUCUCGCAAAAAAAUCUCCCGUCGCCGCCCUUCAUUCUUGUAGUGGGGAGGCCGCAGCGAUCCAAGAAAACUUUUGUCAAUUGGUGCUGCAAGGAGGAGGUGCUUCCACCAAACAAUCAGCAAGCAACUCUAAGGCCGACAAAGCUGGAGGUCGCGCAGCAGGUUGGAAGGUUGGAGCGCGAAAUACUCGAUGACAUUCUUGUCGAGCAGCAGAUGACAAGCUCAACAACAAGCGUUGCAUCGUCCGGCGGCGCGUCUACUUCUUCCUCUAGUACUGCACCCGAGCAGGACAGCAAAGUCGCACAACGGGCAGUAGAAUCAAGAGGACCACAUCAGACUAACGAACAUCAAACCAGUUCGAGCUCCUCAUAUCCAAGAAAAAAACUGUGUUAGUGUAACUUUCUUUGGCUGACAGCAUCACAAAUUUGCUCUACAUGACAGAGACAACCUGUCAUGUGGGGUUUGUAAGGGAAAACACACAUGAAAUGAGGACUGCGUCGCUGUCUGGCAUGAGCAUGACAGCUGUAACUCUAUUGCAUGUUCUACAUCACAGAUUUACACUUACACAGUUUUUUUCUAGCAUACCUCAUCUUCUUCAAGCAGCAGAGGACGUACACCUCCAUUCUCGACCACAACCUCGAUGCGGACCCUGCCGAUUAUUGCGAGGAAAAAUGCCCCCACCCCCGAACUUGGGAGCAUUUGCAUUGCAAACCUUUCCAAAUGAAACAUUCGCCCUCUUGCAUCUAUCAGCAUCACAUUCACAGGUUUCGAAUCGUGACUAGCAAAAAUUUGCAUUGCAAAAGACCGCAGCAAAAGCGGCGCUUGUCAUGCAAGCGAUGCGAUACACGCCUAGACUCUGCAUCAGAAAGAUUCAAACUACUCCUUUCAUGCAUGACAAAAACUUUUCAUUUGGAAACUUCGCAUGACAAGAAUUUUUUGCAAUUUCAGGGGUGGGGGGCACUUUUCACUGUAAUACCGAUCGCCGCGUGCCUAGAACCCGCAAAGCCCACGGCCGGGUUGCAGGAAGGACUACGAGACCUCGGCAAUCCGUCGCUUGUGCUUCUCCCCCUCCUCUCCAUCGAGGAGCAGCGCGCUCCGGCUUUGUGGUGUGACGUGUCCAAAGUGAGGAGUCUCACCGGCCCCGACGCGGCGGUUUCGCAGCAGUCGAAAAGCCUGGCGUCGUCGUUACUCGCAGCGGGGGGCGAGUUGCUCUCCGUCGGGCAGGAGGAAGAUCAAGGAGAGGACGAUGGGGAAGAACAUCAUGCUGACGAUACCAACUACAGAAAAGGCAAGCGAAAGCGCGACGUUGUGAAGCAGAAGCUCACGUCUGCCAUGGACACGACCAAGAUGAUGUUGCAGAUGACGGGGGUAAACCAACUGAUGGAAAAGUCCAAUCUUCUCGUGCGGUCCGCCGUUUCCGAUGCGACCUCGACGAUCACCGGCCUCGGGAAUCAGUAUCAAAUACAAAUAUGAUAUCUGGGUCUGGAAGAACAAUGCGAGUUUGUCAUGCUUGUCUGGCUGCUGGCAUGGCUCAUAAAUCUGUGAUGCUUGAGCAGGAAAAGGCCCCCCUCUCGUCUGUCAUACAAGAGCGCAGCUUGACACGCGGGAAGUGAAACACAAAGAGAAACACAAUAGCAGCUCAAAGAUUUGUCAUGCUUGGCUGCGUAUCGCAGUGCGCCCACCAGUCACAUUUUAGCAUUAUAAGAUCCCAGACGCGGACAUCAUAUUUGCAAGUGAUAAUCAGCUCCUAAGUCAGAUGUCGGAGGCGGACCUGCUUGGCGCGUUCGAAUCGCCGGACGAGGCGAGACUCGCUUGGCGAAAUUUAGUGGAGGAGCUUGCAUCCAAAGCCGCGGCGAUUCUGUUUUUCGUUUCCGAGAAGGACCUGGAUAUGCUGAAAGCGACGGAUAUUCUCCAACUCUUGCUGGCGAUGAACAAAAGCGAGGAAUUGGGCGCCGGUGGGGAUGAAGUAGUAGAUCACGACGAGCUGCACGGCGAGAAGAGCAGUACUAAGCUGCGCAUUUACAUCCCCAAAUGGGACCUGAAAUCCGCCACGCAGCGCGAGAUGGAACGCAGCGCAAUCCGGACGGCGGUGUUCGACCAGCUGAAGGGAGGUUCCGGCUCCGCUUCGUCACAAGCGGUCCCAGUCCGGCCGGUGGGUUUCGAGCAAAAUCGCGAAACGUUCAUGUUCGAUGAUUUACCAGCACCGGAAAAUUUGAUCUGGAAGGGGAAGAAGGUAGUAUCACCCGAUGAAUUCACUUCGCUUGCAGCUUCUGCACAAAGCGCUGGGUUGCAGAUUGGCGGGGCUAUUUCUGCUGGUGCCGGUUCUUCGAGCAAGCUGCAAAAGCACUCCUUCGCACUCUGCCGGGAUGUGGUCCGGGAAGCGGUGGGUCGUGCGCAACUUUCGGCGACGCAGACUCGCUCGGCGCCCAGCACGGCCGCAGCGAAGGGUUCAUCAAAGUCGCAAUUUGCCUUGCAACCGAACCGCCAAAGAGUUCAGGACUUCGAGACCUGGCUCGAGACUGAGGCGAAAAGGCGCGACGCUGCAAAGAAAAAGGAAGCGGAAGAGAGCAGACGGAGCAGAGGUGAGCAGGCGGGUAGAGGUAAUACGGACGACACAGCGACGAACAAAGGCGCAAGAAACGCGGGCGCCGGCGGGCCAGGAGGUGGUGGCGAUGGUGGACGUGUGGCGCGGGGGAGAAGUUCUUGUUGCUCUUGUUGGGCCUGUUGCAAGUUCUGCUGGAGACACGGAAAAUUUGUCUCGAUCGCCUUUUUCGUUUUGAUACUGGCACUGGUGGUGCGCAGAAAUCUGGGUUGGCUGUUAAGGUGAAGCAGGUCAUGAAAUAACGUACAACUUUCACUUGCUACAACUUCUAAAAGACUGUACUAAACACGACUGCGCAAUAAAAAACUACAACGUCGCGACAAUCCGAAAGUUACCUUUUGAUUGUGAUUCCAAGAACAUCUUCGCAAAC
Molecule: messenger RNA, 3173 nt
Organism: Amoebophrya sp. A120
Lineage: Eukaryota; Dinophyceae; Syndiniales; Amoebophryaceae
Source: the annotation of a GenBank genome assembly